AUCAGCGUGGACAGAGGGUUGAAGUGGGAGGAGGUCUAUGAGAAGUCACUUCACCUGACGGGCCCUCAUGAUGGCUUCUACCUGUCCCACAAGGUUCGAGGAAACAAAUACAUUUGCCUCCUAGCCGAACAGACCCGUGGGAAAUACUUCACCCUCUACAAGCCGAACAUCGGCAAACAGAGUCAGCUGGAGACCAUGGAUAGCCUUUUGAAGAAGUACCAGCCGGUAUCGCCAGUGGAUGCUCAGCCCCACUGGGAGAGCAGUUACGACUUCUCCCUGAAACACUGCAACCACGCCGUAUGGAACAGGAACUGCAAGGUUGUCCAGGAGGGGAAGGAAUGUUUCCAAGGCGCGCGUUUACGCCACUAUUACAUGCUGUGCGGGGCUCUCUUGCGCGUCUGGACCAAAAUCGCCAGCAUCAUGGCUAACAUCACCAAUACCAGCUAUCUGCAGAUUGUCCGCCUCAAGACCAAAGAGAAGAAGAAGCAAGUUGGAAUCAAGAUACCGGAGAAUUGUGUCCAUCAGGUGCUGAAGGAGUUGAAGCAGAUGGACGAGAACGUCAAGCAGAAGCAGAAGCAGACCUCAGCCAUGUUGGCCCCCAUGAGGCCCGGCCAGCCCUUCCCGCCGCUCGUCCCUCCGCUGGACCUCAGCCAGCCUGCAGGGUUUCUCUCCGCCCAGCACUCUUCCUUGCCGCAGAAUGAGGUCUGGGAUCUGACCAACAGCCCACCCGAGGAAGGCCUUCCCAACUUCUGGACGCACCCGUCUCCUCCUCCUCCUCCUCCUCCUUCGCUGCACCCCCAUCUCCCCCCAGCCCCCUCCCAGUUCAACUUCCACGCUCCCUACGACAACGCGGGGCUGGUGGGCAGCCUGGAGCUCAGCGGCUCCCCUUCCCAGCACCACGAACCCUUGGCCCCGACGCCGGCCCUCCCGCUUCCCCUGGCGGACAGUUUCUCCCCGGCCAGCCUGAACUUCCGAGAACUCUUGGAGGAGAUGAUGCUGAACCCCCAGGGUUUGGGGGCCGAGAGCAGUGAGCAGGAGCGCCAGAGCGUCAUCCAGUUCAGCGGACCCCUCUCUAACCUCUAUGAUGCCAGCUGAGGUGGGGAGGGGGGAGAAGAG
Molecule: messenger RNA, 1116 nt
Organism: Notechis scutatus (mainland tiger snake)
Lineage: Eukaryota; Metazoa; Chordata; Lepidosauria; Squamata; Elapidae
Source: RefSeq, a predicted model, not a curated record